AUGAAAGAUCUCCCUCCAAGCCGUACAUACGACUUUCAUCGAAUACGGCUUUCCACGGAAUUCUAUAUGGAUGACGGUGCAAAUGGAUCCUUAUUUGGUUGUGAGGAUUGUAAAAAAUUACUACGUGCUAGGGAGCCUCCGGGGACGGAUCAUAUCACCGUCAUGUUGCGCCUCUUGCGCGAGUCAACCCUGGGCGUAGAUGGCGAUUGGACAACAAUUGACAAUUACUUUGAACCUCUUAUUAAGGGGGGAAAGAAGAAGACAAAGGAGGUGGCAGAAUAUAGGAAUGGGAUUAGGCCGAAAGGCGGGGCUAAGACUUGGGAAACCGUCUCUAUGGUAUAUGGUGUGGUGCAUCUUGUCGACAAACACCACUGGGUCGCUAUAAGUAUCGACAUAGUGGAGCAGGUGAUUCUUAUUUAUGAUUCCAUUAGACCGAAACAAAAUGUUAGUAAAGAUGGAUCCCAUGUAGAAAUCAGGAGGAUAGCGGACUAUUUGGAGGGAAACUGGUACGACAGGUCCUGGAGAGUCGAGUUCGUAGAAGCUCAACAACCCGAUAGGAAAUUGAAUAGGUGGGUGUUUGCUCUGUCAAGCAAACAUGUAUCGGGAUCUUUCAACAGAGGUGCUCUAUUUGGAUACAGGAAAACUAGCCGUGAUGACGCAACUGUUUUCUAUCACCGGGAUAACCCUGUAUACCCACUUGCUCGUAGAUUUCAAGGGGAUACAACUGAAGCUGUCACAACUGCAUUGUUGGAGUUGAAUGAACAUAAUGUGCAUUAGUCUUAGAACGGGUGUAAGUGGUUCGUCUGCUAAUGGGAUCAACAGGCUCACACAAUUUCAUAACUUUUUUUUUUGAUCCCGGUGAUAGAUUGAAUACGAAGACUUGAUCCCAGACCUCGUGGAUGGUUGUUGGCAACCACAAUUUCAUAACUAAUUGCAGAAAAGAUACACCUAACCCCAGCUUCGAUCCAUCUUUUAUGCUCUCUGUACAGUUCUGCUUCUAAAGUGGACUGAAAUGGGUGGGGGUGGUUCAUCGUUUGUGUUUGUAUUUUCAGAACCACAAUGAAGAAAUUUUGUUUAUAGAGGUACUAGAUAUUGUUCCCUUUUUAUUCUUAAAUUAUUAUGUUUGCGAGUUUGAAAGUAGUUGUGCAUAGUAGGAAAGAA
Messenger RNA from Papaver somniferum (opium poppy), 1161 nucleotides. RefSeq lists its product as uncharacterized. The coding region runs from base 1 to 777 and encodes 258 amino acids. Gene Ontology annotation, molecular function: cysteine-type peptidase activity. The transcript is spliced from 7 exons. NCBI's taxonomy places the organism in Eukaryota, Viridiplantae, Streptophyta, Magnoliopsida, Ranunculales, Papaveraceae. Gene Ontology annotation, biological process: proteolysis. The record is from RefSeq and is a predicted model, not a curated record.